Molecule: messenger RNA, 4125 nt
Organism: Labrus bergylta (ballan wrasse)
Lineage: Eukaryota; Metazoa; Chordata; Actinopteri; Labriformes; Labridae
Product: collagen alpha-1(XII) chain
Biological process (GO): extracellular matrix organization
Molecular function (GO): extracellular matrix structural constituent conferring tensile strength
Source: RefSeq, a predicted model, not a curated record
AGAGACGAGCUGAAGUGUCCGUCUCUUCCCAACUCCUGCACCUGCACCUCAGCGGAGGCCAACGGGCUGCCGGGGCCUCAGGGACCAGUGGGCGCUCCUGGCAGCAAAGGUCCUCGAGGGGAAAGAGGAGAGGCCGGUGUUGUUGGAGCCGUCGGACCGCGAGGGGAGAACGGACCACCAGGGCCCAUGGGUCUGCCCGGCCCUCAAGGACCCAUCGGCCUGUCGAUCCCCGGAGAGGCUGGCCGCCCUGGACCAAAGGGAGACUCUGGAGACUCUGGCUUACCUGGACAGAAAGGUUCAACUGGUCCUGCUGGUUCUGUCGGCCCGAUCGGACCAGCUGGAGUGAGGGGCCCUCAAGGAAAAGAAGGACCGGCCGGACCCAGAGGUCCCGCAGGGUCCAUGGGACCUCCUGGAUCUCCUGGACAAUCAGGAGCUGCAGGAAAACCAGGAAACCCCGGAGACAACGGCGUCCCUGGUGCUAUCGGUCCAAAGGGAGACAGGGGAGAGAGAGGUGAAUUUGCUCCUCAGAACAUGAUGCGGUCCAUCGCCAGACAAGUUUGCGAGCAGCUAGUGAACGCACAAAUGACUCGAGUCAACACAUUACUGAACCAGAUCCCUAACGGCAAUUACCGCAGCAACAACCCGGGUCCACCAGGACCUUCAGGACCUCCUGGCAGGCAGGGACCCCGUGGAGAGCCCGGCAGCGCAGGAACGAACGGCUUCCCUGGAAAUCCAGGUUCACCCGGGCAGCCGGGAGAGAGAGGUCCCGCAGGAGAAAAAGGUGAACGAGGAUUGUCAGGAGUCGGACAGAAAGGAUCGAGAGGACCUGCUGGUCCACCAGGAGAAAGCAGGACAGGCUCCCCAGGCUCUCCAGGCUCCUCCGGAGUUCGCGGUCCCCCCGGACGUCCCGGAUACGCCGGAAUCCGCGGGCCUCCUGGACCUCCUGGUUACUGCGAUUCUUCUCAGUGUGUCGGUAUUCCUUACAACGGGCAAGGAUACGGAGGUUCACGAUAGUAAACUUUCUAUGCCGCCUGUGCUGCUUUCACUGAACAAACAAAACAAGUCCUGUAACUGAAACACUCGCUCACACGCUCUUGAGCUGUUUAAAGGAUAAAACACCAAAAGGAAACCAUUAACAAACUUUGCUGAAAAAAACAACACAACAAAAGAGGGAAACCACUACUAACAUCGACUCACAUCCAGUAGAACAGAAACCCUGCAGCAGCAGCAGCAGCAGCAGCAGCAGCAGCGCUGAUGGCAUCGACCUGCUUAGUGGCCUGUUUGCAUCUUGACGCCAAAGACCAAACAAAGAAAUGUUCAGUGGAGGAGCAUGCACCAAACAACAACAACAAACAACCCAAACAAAUACUAACAAAGGUGGAUUUGUAACAGAGAAACAAAGUGCAUCUCCAGCAGCAUCACCAGCAUCACCAGCAGCACUUCUCUCUCUCUCAUGGUGGAACGUGUAAAUAAACCCAUUGUGACUUGUAAAUGAUGUUUGAAUCAAGUCCACUGCAUUCAGCCUUUAACAUCUGUAGUUCUUCAAGCUUGUGCUAUGCAAACAACAACCUGCUGCUUGCUGAAUGCCACCAGAAGCUGCCCGUGUCUUUGUAGCUGAACUGCUCGGGGGCCAUUCUCAAUCCCUCCUGCUCAUUUGACGCCGAGGUUUAGACGCCCCUCCUUCAUGUCAAAAACACGAUAUCUUGCAUUUCCUGUUUUUACUUGUACUAACCAUCCCUGAGAAGAGUCUCCAGGCUGCUUUGAUGUUUUUUUUGUUUUCAAUCUGUAACACCUGCACUUCUACCACGAGUAAAGAGGAAACGAUUAAAAGCACUGCGAUGUUUACCGGGGGCGUGUUCAACGACGCCAAGUCAUGGUGCUCAAAACACCGAACAAAAACAUGAAACCACAUGUGAACCAUGUGUGAGGAUGAGAUGUCGCCUGACGGGGAUAAGAAAGCUCUCUGUAAAAGGUCGUUAUGGCUUUAGUCUAUCCGUAGUCAGGACGGGCAUUUCAAGCUAAAAUAGGAUUUGUUAAUCACCGGGAACUAUUCGGCCCCUCACAGCUGGUCGUAUCUGGCGUGUCCUGUGACCACUUGCAUUCAGAGGUCACUUUCUCGCUUCUUAUAAAAACUACAAUAAAGGUAUGAAACGACUACAAACUGUGAUGUGAUGACAUGAUAUAAAACUCUGAUCGAUCAUGAAGCCCGAUGGUCCUCGACCGCUCUGCGGGUCAUCAGUGAGUGAAUGAAGUAUUUGUUAACAGUGUAAAACUAAAGACAGACUAAAGGACUCACAACACGGCUGCACAAUAAUGGAAAAAAACGAAGAAUCUCGUCUGAAUCUUCUAUCUGAAAAAAAUCUGAAAAUCUAACCAGAUACAUGUUCUUAACGAUGUUCAACAUUUCCAAAACGAAACAAAGUUCAGUAAAUAAGCACAAAAGUGAACAUUUAGCCGUGACUCUCUAACCCGCAGGUUCUGUAUCUACCUGCUAAAAUGUUUAACACCUGUGUUUGUAACGUCACUCCUGAAGAUAAAUCCAAAAAGCUUCUUUUAACCGCUCAAUUAGCCUCUGACGUUAGCAGAUAGCUACUUAGCUUCAUCUGUCUGCCAUAAAAAACAUGAGAAAGCAUCGUUUUCAUACCCACGUCUCCUUCCAACAGCUAAAAUGUACACAUGAAAUAUUAACUUCUCUAAAUACUAUAAUUGUUUUUUUAAAUUUUAAACUACUUCAGACUUUUGCAAUGUUUAUUGUGAAUAAUAUUUGUGAUUAUUAACGUUAACACAGCGAUUUAUUGUGCAGCCCUAUUCCGCAACGAAAAUCCAUGUUAAGAAACAUCAAUAUCCUUAUCUGCACUGUGCUGUGUUAUUAUAAAGUCUGACAAACUGAUCAGGGAUCACAGAAUGACCCACACCGUCUCACCCUCCUCCUUAAUCAGUACGGAGAGAAAACCACCUGAACUUAGAUUUAAGAUAAAUUAAUGACUUUUCAAAUAUUGAAAAAUCCUGACCCCUCCCUAUGAUGUGUAGUACAAACUGGUAACCUCCCACAUUCAAGCCGACGUUUAAAACCCUGAGAGCCGAUCAUCAGAAUCUCUUCUGAUCUUUGGACACGCCCCUGAUCAUUACUAACCCUCUGAGUGUUUGCGCCAGCCGUCACUGGUGCAUGUUAACAAAAAAAAGUGAAAGAACUUGCCAACUUACGGCCCCAACACUAUCUCCGAAGCAGGCCAAUACCCUUCUGAACCCAACCCCCGAGUAGUCCCAGUCCCCGAAGAGGAGGAGGAGGAGGAGUUCCAAAACCAGCGUCGAAAGAGAUCACUAUCAAGAAGAGCAGCCAAAAGGCUAACAUCAUAAUGUUCUCAUUUUCUUUUCUUGUUCAACCUGUGUUUGUUGUUGGAUUUAUGCACAUUAUACACUUAAACAAAAAGGGGUUUGACACCUCGAUUUGAUUGGAAAUUACCCUUUAAAUGCCUUAAAAUGUGUGUGUGAAUAUUCCUUUACUGGAAGAGGAAGGGUUUGGAUCGAGGGCGGGAAGGAAACUUUUCAAAAAUGUCAAGAAAACAAAGUUAACACAAACCUGUGAGCUUUUCUUUUUCCCCACUCUUGUCUCUUGUGCUUGUACCAUAUUUUGCAUCAGGUGUGUGUGAAGCAGCAGUGUUGAACAGUGCGUUAGUGUAGCUAAAGAGGAAGACGGCGUCGCAGCAUGACGGUCACAGUUCAUCCAGUAUUUGAUUCAAUCUCUUCUCAGUGUUUUCUAAGGAGGUUCAGCUUCAUGUAACACGGCUUUCAUUUUGUAUCUCUAGACUUUAAUAUUUAUCAGUUUGACUUUUUACUCCGUCACAGCUCAUUUUAACAAAAAAACGUGGAAUUGCAUGUCUGUGGUGUAUAUUUAGUACAUGUUGUUUUUUUUUGUUACAUUUCAUUUUUGUUUUAAUCAGAAUAUAGUUGUUGUUGUCGUCAAUCUUGUCAUUUUUCUCAGUAUCAGAAGCAGUCAGUGCGAGACUUUGGGAACGGUGUAGCUGCUUCAUGUUUGAACUGCAGAUUGUGAAUUCCACAGCCUUAUUUUCUUAUUUAUUUCUGAGAACAGAAGAGGCAUUUUUCAAUAAAACUACUGAAAAUUUA